AUGAAGCUACCUUCGCUGAAUACACGUUCCGUGGAUUCUAAGGACAACCAAGGCACUCCGGUAAAAUUGAUCAGCUUACGAUCGGUAGGAGUUGGCUCAUUAGUAGGCUUUUGUACAUUUCCUGCAACACUAGGAACUUUGCAAAUAGUUCUGUUCAGCCCAUUAAGAUUAUCAUGCUCAAUUCCAGUGGUAUCAUCUGUUUCUGGCACACUAGCUGUUGCCACUUCGGUUACAGUUGCGUCAAUCGCCUCUAUAUCUGCUUCAUUAUUUUAUCAACGACUGGAAAACUCCCUAGCAACAAAGAAAGAUACCAGAAAAGAAAUUAGUUUACGCUACUCAUUUUCUCCCGUUGAUUUAGGGUUCUAUACUGUAGCUGCUGGCAUUACUUUUAAAAUUGCUGGGGGUCGGUUCAAAUCUGUAUUACCAAGUAGCUUUUUCAAAGCAGGAGCUUUUGCACAUUCUUGUAUACCUGCCAAGGGACAGAUGUAUGCCACAAAGAAAGAAAAAUGGUUACUUACCUCGCUCGGGCGAAAAUACGGAUGCCAUACCUGUGGAAGUAGAAGAAGUAAAUUCUAUUUUGGAGAUCAUAUUCCUCCGAAUACACUACUAAGGAAGGGAGAGCAACAAGUAUUUUAUCCUCAAUGUAAUCAAUGUUCCAGUUUACAAGGUGGAUUACUUUCAGGAAAUAAAAGUAACUUCAAAUUAAAAACGCAUGCCUUAUCGUUAAGGCUAUAUCACUUGUAUUUACCAUUUCCAUUUAUUUUAAUGGCUAUUCGUCAAUUUGCUAUAUAG
This is a messenger RNA of Trichoplax adhaerens, 792 nucleotides long. RefSeq lists its product as uncharacterized. The transcript has a single exon. The record is from RefSeq and is a predicted model, not a curated record. NCBI's taxonomy places the organism in Eukaryota, Metazoa, Placozoa, Uniplacotomia, Trichoplacea, Trichoplacidae. Bases 1 to 792 code for a protein of 263 amino acids.